AAUGGGCGGAAACUUCCUAAAAUAACUCGUCUUGGAAAAGUGCACGCAAUGGCUGGCGUUCUCCCGAUAACGCGCCAGAUCGCGCGCUCCGUCCAGGAGAACAAACGCGCUUCACACGAUCUGUGCGUGUCUGAGGUCAGCGACUGUCUGAUAUUUGAUCGACACGGUGUCUGUAAAACCUUCAGCAGUUUGUUUCAACACAACAAAGCCAUCAUUGUCUUCGUGAGGAACUUCUUGUGCUACACAUGCAAAGAAUAUGUGGAGGAUUUGGGAAAAAUACCUCAGCAAAUGUUGCAGGAAUCGAAUGUCAGAUUAGUGGUGAUUGGACAGUCAUCGUGGCGUCAUAUAGAGGCUUUCUGCUCCCUGACAGGCUACUCUCAUGAAAUAUAUGUUGAUCCGGAGAGACAAAUUUACAAAAAACUUGGGAUGAGAAGAGGAGAGACAUUCAUGGAGACACCGUCCAGCAGUCCUCAUGUGAAGUCUGGGCUCGUGAUCGGGAAUCUGCGGAGCGUGUGGCGUGCCGUGAACAGCCCUGCGUUUGACUUCCAGGGAGAUCCGCUGCAGCAAGGAGGCGCUCUCAUCGUAGGCCCAGCUCCAGAGGUUCAUUUUGCUCAUUUUGACAUGAACCGGUUGGACCACAUGCCCAUCAACUGGUUGCUUCAGUUAGCAGGCCUUCAAACGCUGGACUUCAGCGGUUCACACAAAAUCAUUCACAUCUGAAGGGAAAGGGAGCUUUUAAGAGUUAGACAUGAUGGAAAGGCGCUCGAUGCUUUAUAAUGCAAUGCUGGUCUUUGUUUGAACUAUGUAAGGGUUCACAAUUGUUGUUUUUUUAUAUUUAUCAUUUGUGUUUAAUAGGAGCAAGCCAUUCCACUGCUAGGGACCCUUGAUUAUAUUUGAUACAUUACACACACACAAAAAUAU
Molecule: messenger RNA, 921 nt
Organism: Carassius auratus (goldfish)
Lineage: Eukaryota; Metazoa; Chordata; Actinopteri; Cypriniformes; Cyprinidae
Gene: prxl2c
Product: peroxiredoxin like 2C
Exons: 6
Coding region: 49-720 (223 amino acids)
Source: RefSeq, a predicted model, not a curated record